Spinacia oleracea (spinach) is the source of this 1545-nucleotide messenger RNA. RefSeq lists its product as uncharacterized. The record is from RefSeq and is a predicted model, not a curated record. Bases 1 to 1545 code for a protein of 514 amino acids. Lineage: Eukaryota; Viridiplantae; Streptophyta; Magnoliopsida; Caryophyllales; Amaranthaceae. The transcript is spliced from 6 exons.
AUGCCGAGUGGAAGGAGCUGCUGCUUGGAAGUGGCGAUGGGUUGCAGUUGCGGCGGUGGUUGCCGGCUUAUGGGACUCUCUACGAAGGGCACGAGCUUCAGUCAUAAUAGCUUAGGAGGUUCAGAAGUUGUAGGUGACGGAGGAGAUGACAUGCCACUAUUAUCUCUUAUGAUAAUCUCAGCACUAGCUGAAGAAGCUUUGCAGAAGCCCCCAAAGUUUGGUUUGAAGGAUGGUGUAUACAUUGAAAAAGUUAGUGAGAAUGCGAUUGAUUAUACAGAAUUUUUUACAACCACUACAGUGUUUGCUACUCGAAGGGGAAUGCUUGAUUGGGUGAUUGAAGUGGGUAAAAUGCAUAAUAUUGUUAUUAUCAUUGCUCGGUCUGAAGGUGGGGAUGGUCUUGGUUUCGGAACGGCGAAAGCUACCCUUACUUGUGAGAGAGCUGGAAAAUAUAGGCUUAGCAAGUCGAAAGUUGCAAUAGAUGUGGAAAAAUUUACUGGAACAAAAAAGAUGUCGUGUCCCUUUAGACUUCAAGCAAAGGAGCAUGUAGGUGGCGGAUGGAGUGUAGUUGUUUGUCAUGGUAUGCACAAUCAUGAUCUUCCUAAUUACAACGAGGGUCGUGCAAUUAUUGCAAAGUUGAAACCACAUCAGUUGUCUAUAGUGAAAGAACUGUCGAGUAGUCAUGUCAAGCCAAACAUGAUUAUGGCUAUUUUGAAGAAUUUGGAUCCUCGAAUCUUAACUACAGUAAAACAUAUUUACAAUGCUCGUCAAAAGUUAAAAACUGAAACAAUGGGAGGUCGGUCAGUGAUGCAACAACUUAUGAAACUCAUUGUUGAUAAUAAUUAUGUGCAGAUGCCAUUUUUAGAAAUAGUUAGUGUGCUUCCCACUGGAAAUUUUUUUGCUAUUGGAUUUGCAUGGUUGAAAGACGAGCAACAAGGGAGUUAUGAAUGGGCUCUUGGCUGUGUAAGACAAUUAUUUGAUCCAGAGAAGUUGCCAGUUGCAAUUGUAACUGAUAGGGAAUUGGCUCUAAUGAAUGCUAUCGAUGUUGUGUGGCAAAGAGUAGUGGAAGCUGAUACGAUCGAAAUAUAUAGGAAAAGGUAUAGAGAAAUGGUUAAAGCAUUUGCUAGAAUGCAAGCAAUACUGAAUUACGUGAGAUCAUCGUGGAUUGAGAAAUAUAGAAAUAGAUUUGUUCGUGCCUAUACGAUGAAUGUUUUACAUUUGGGGAACAGGACGACCAAUAGGGUUGAAAGUGCAUAUGCAGCAUUGAAAGCGUGGCUAAAGACAUCGACAGGAAGUUUGGAUACCAUUUGGCCUAAGAUUCAUUAUUUUCUAGAAUCACAGAUGACUGAAAUAAAAGCUGCAUUUCAACGGUCGCAAAAUAAGGAUCCACAUGUAACAAUUUUACGGAUUUUUAUGUGGUUAAAAGGUCGAGUUACACACAAAGCAUUAUUAGGGAUUGUGACGGGAGUCUCUCGAGGAUCACGGGGUGAAGAUCACAAGGAAUUUCAUUGUUUACCGCCAUUAUUGAUUAAUGUUGAACUCCAAUAG